Messenger RNA from Dendroctonus ponderosae (mountain pine beetle), 698 nucleotides. RefSeq names its product UPF0547 protein C16orf87 homolog. The coding region runs from base 239 to 685 and encodes 148 amino acids. Lineage: Eukaryota; Metazoa; Arthropoda; Insecta; Coleoptera; Curculionidae. The record is from RefSeq and is a predicted model, not a curated record. The transcript is spliced from 3 exons.
CUGACAUCAGCUGACAAUGACAUUAUAUGUUGUGAUGGGUGACGUAGAUGUUUAUUAUUGUUGAUAAGAAAUUUUUAAUUUUGUUAUAUUUCCUUAAAACCUGAGUUUUAAGGAAAACUCUGAGACCUGCAUGCGUUCAGUUUGCUGAAAAGAUAAUUAAUAAAAUGACUAGGACAUAAAUGUUUGCUUACAUUUUUUGCAAUAGAAUAUUAAAAUUUAAGAGUUGAAAUUUUCUAAAAUGCCCAGAACCAAAAUGAUUGCCAAAAUUUGCCCAGCUUGCAAAGGACAGGUGCCAGUAGCAUGUAAAUCAUGCCCGUGUGGUCACUUUUUUUACAAUGCCAGAAGAAUUGCAAGAGAAUUUGCAAUUGAAGCUGAUUACCUUAGACGAACUGCGCGAGUACGACGUGAAAAACCUAACUACUACGACGCUUUAGAAUAUGACAAACACAUCAAGAAGUUAAAAAAGAGGCUAAGUGAAUCAAAAAAUGAAGAUGAUGAAGAUGAGGAGGAGGUUGUGGACAAGAAAGAAACAAAAUUAAAGAGAAAGAGACAAAAGAAGGUCGAAGAAGAUGAUGAGGAUGACCCCAUGGCAAAGUUGACACCAGAAAUGAUGAGCCAUUGUAGUAUGAUAUUAGACAGUCUUAACAGUAAAAUGCAAAUUGUUACAUGGAAACCCAAUAAUUAGCAAUAUUUUGAUA